CAUAUAAAGUGUUUUUGGUUAAAGUAAGUUGUUGUGUAGCCUAUGUUAUGUAUUAAAUUCAUUAUCAUUUUUAUUUUUGUUUAACUUGGAAAAUAAUGUGGGCUUCCAAGUUGGGUUUCCUAUGGAAUAAUAAACUGUCAUGCAAAAUAAUUACCACCAAUUGUAAAAGUAAUCUUUUCACUUCUUCAAAAUGCAAUGCUGGGCACUCAAAAUGGGCAAAUAUAAGGCACAUAAAAGCUUUGAAAGAUGGACAAAAAUCGGCAUUGUUCACAAAAUAUGCACGACAAAUCCGACUUGCUAUCCAAGACGGUGGAUCAUCUGAUCCUGCUCUUAACGUUCAAUUGAGAAAUGUGAUGGACGAUGCUUUGCGGAAAAAUAUGCCUAUGGCAACUAUUCAGAAUUGUAUUAAAAAAACGACGGCAAGUAAAACACUCCUGAAAAAAUAUUUCCUCUGCUGGCGUUUUCGACACAAAGUCUUUGCCAUAUGUGCGCUCUAUACUGAUAACUUUCCUCAGUUGAAAAUGGAUUUGGCUGCUGUUCUGCGAAAAUCUGGAACAGUUUAUAUUGAGGGACAACAUAUGUUUGAUGAGGUUGGUAUCAUUGAAGCUAUUGCCAAUCAAGAUAGUAUAUCCAAAAGCAAAUCCCUGGAAGAAUUUGAACAGAUCUGCACCGAAGAUGCCAUUGAAUGUGGAGUAGAAGAAGUGGAAGUGCUUGAUGAAACUAAGGGCACAGUUAAUUUUUUUUGCGAUCCUGUCCAGUUGACUACAAUAUCUCAAGUAUUGAAAGAGCGAGGGUACUUAGUAGAAAAUGCUGAACAUUUAUUUGUUCCAAAGACAACGGUUGAACUCUCAGAAGACGAAUUUAAUGCGUACCAGAACUUCUUAACUAAAGUCCGAGAAUUUUCUGGCGUAGAAGAAAUUUAUGAUAAUGUUAAAGUUUGAAAAAAGAAAUAAAUACAAUAUUUUACCAUUUUUGACAAAGGGUAAAUAACUUUAUAAUGCUGUUGGAA
This is a messenger RNA of Eupeodes corollae, 1009 nucleotides long. Its product is annotated as probable transcriptional regulatory protein Cagg_2594. Lineage: Eukaryota; Metazoa; Arthropoda; Insecta; Diptera; Syrphidae. Bases 96 to 941 code for a protein of 281 amino acids. The record is from RefSeq and is a predicted model, not a curated record. The transcript has 5 exons. Gene Ontology annotation, cellular component: mitochondrion.